Mastomys coucha (southern multimammate mouse) is the source of this 670-nucleotide messenger RNA. Its product is annotated as renal glandular kallikrein-like. Gene Ontology annotation, molecular function: serine-type endopeptidase activity. The record is from RefSeq and is a predicted model, not a curated record. Lineage: Eukaryota; Metazoa; Chordata; Mammalia; Rodentia; Muridae. Gene Ontology annotation, biological process: zymogen activation; regulation of systemic arterial blood pressure. The transcript has 4 exons. The coding region runs from base 1 to 621 and encodes 206 amino acids.
AUGAAGGCGAGGGACCAGACACCAUGGACCAACUUUAAGUCUUCCUGCCAGGGACAGAGCAGCUACUACUAUAUAUGGCUGGGCAAAAACAACAUAAAAGAAAAUGAACCCUCUGCUCAGAUCCGAAUUGUCAGCAAAGCCAUCCCUCACCCUGACUUCAACUUUACUAACAAGAUGGACCUCAGCAAUGACCUGAUGCUGCUCCACCUCAGCGAGCCUGCUGAAAUCACAGAUGUUGUGAAGCCCCUCGACCUCCCCACUGAGGAGCCCACUGUGGGGAGCAGAUGCCUUGCCUCAGGCUGGGGCAGCAUUACACCCAAAGAGGAGUACAAAUUCCCAGAUGAUCUCCAGUGUGUGUACCUCAAGCUCAUGCCCAAUGAGAUCUGCGCCAAAGGACUCACAAUGAAGGUGACAGACACCAUGCUGUGUGCAGGAGAGAUGGAUGGAAGCAAAGACACUUGCGGGGGUGACUCAGGAGGCCCACUGAUCUGUGAUGGUGUUCUCCAAGGGAUCACAUCAUUUGGGCCGAAACCAUGUGCUAAACCCAAAGUCCCAGCAGUAUACACCAAACUUAUUAUUUACAAAUCCUGGAUAAAAGACACUAUGGCGAAUAACCCCUGAGUGUCACAUUGUCCCCUGUUCUCAAUAAAACCCACCGUGUAGCAUAUGA